GAGAGAGAGAGAGAGAGGAGAGAUCGGGCUCCUCGUCCUCGAUCGCGCGAUCGCGUCCCGGAGAAGCGCUUCCGCAGCCGUGGCGCGCGCGCGGGAGCCGCCGCAGGGCGGCGCCGCCGCCGAUGGAGAGGAGGAGGAGGAGGAGGAGGAUCGGGGGAUUCGGUCGGGUGCGUGGAGUGCUUGAUGGGGAUGAUGGUGACGCUGGGGAUAGGAUCGUGCCUCCCCGGCGAGGAGCGCGGCGUCUGGGCUAGGGUUCCGGCGUGGAGGAGGCAGAGGAAGUGGGCGGCGGGGAAGAGGAAGGGGGCGACGAUGGGGGUCGGGGCGCGGGUGGAGGAGGAGCUGCUGAGUAGGGUUCCGGGGAGGUUGGUGGGGAACGGGGAGAGCCGCGCCGCGUCGCUCUUCACGCAGCAGGGUAGGAAGGGGAUCAACCAGGACGCCAUGAUCUUCUGGGAGAGAUUCGGUUCACGAGAAGAUACGGCUUUCUGUGGUGUUUUCGAUGGCCACGGGCCGUUUGGCCAUCUGGUUGCAGGAAAAGUAAGAGACAUUCUCCCUCUAAUGCUGAGUGCCAACAUAAAAAUGGAGCGAAGCAGAAGUGCCUCGUCGAAAGGAACUUCGUCUGUUUGCCAAGAUGAAGCGUCGAGGGGUUCCGGUGAAUCUGAAGCCAGAGUGGCGGGCGAAGAGGCCUUAGAGACGCUAGCAAAGUCGAUCCUUACAUCUUUUAGAAUCAUGGAUAAAGAGUUGAGCCUUCGUCGAAAUAUCAACAGUUUUGUCAGCGGCACAACUGCAGUAACCCUAAUCAAGCAGGGUGAAGAUCUUCUGAUUGGGAACUUGGGUGACUCGAGAGCCGUCUUAGGCACCAGGGACCAACGCAAUCGCUUAACUGCUGUUCAGUUGACGGUGGACCUCAAACCGGAUCUUCCAACGGAACUAGAAAGAAUCAAGAGAUGUAAGGGGAGAGUGUUUCCUUUUAAAGGUGAGCCGCAUGUGGCUCGCCUUUGGCGUCCGAACCAUGCCAGCCCAGGCUUGGCCAUGGCACGUGCUUUUGGGGAUUUUUGCCUCAAGGAUUGUGGCUUAAUCUCCGUUCCUGAGAUCUACUAUCGGCGCAUCACAGAACGGGACGAGUUCAUCGUGCUCGCCACCGAUGGGGUGUGGGAAGUAUUAUCCAACAGAGAAGUGGUCAAGAUUGUCGCGUCAGCACCCGAUCGGGCCUCUGCGGCUCGUCACGUUGUCGAGGCGGCAAAUCGAGCCUGGAGUCUCAAAUUACCAAACAACAUGACCGAUGACUGUACCGCCGUAUGCCUCUACCUCAACACUGAUACUACUACUACCACUACUACUACAGAUUCCUCUAAUCCCGUAAACAACAACGAAAUCGUGCUGUUAAAUGCUAACGGGACGCUUUCUAAUGAUGUUAACGGAAACCCUACCGAGAAACCAUCUGCGUCUCACUCGUCCUCGCGAAGGAGCGAGUAAAGCUCCAUGGAAGUGAGCUUUGAACUACCUUUUCGCGAAUCGCGUGGUAGGGGAUUCCCUUUUGUCUCCUAUGCUUCCGCGAAUGUGAUUGUGUUCUUACCAUUUCGUGUGUAAAGUUUCGACUCUGUUGGAUGACUUGCGGUCACUGUGUGCAUAGUAGUAGUUUGUUGCCGAGGAAGUUCAUUUUGUUGCUUGUAACAUCAAAUACAUCACUGGGUUGUAUACUUUGACCAAAAAGAAGGGGAAAAAUAUAAAUACUAGUGUCAUAUCUUUCAUUGCUUGGUUGUUAUGUGUUUGUUA
Molecule: messenger RNA, 1773 nt
Organism: Ananas comosus (pineapple)
Lineage: Eukaryota; Viridiplantae; Streptophyta; Magnoliopsida; Poales; Bromeliaceae
Product: probable protein phosphatase 2C 33
Exons: 5
Coding region: 184-1473 (429 amino acids)
Biological process (GO): protein dephosphorylation
Molecular function (GO): protein serine/threonine phosphatase activity
Source: RefSeq, a predicted model, not a curated record